Messenger RNA from Phytophthora infestans T30-4, 1293 nucleotides. RefSeq names its product EF hand containing protein, putative. The transcript is spliced from 2 exons. NCBI's taxonomy places the organism in Eukaryota, Oomycota, Peronosporomycetes, Peronosporales, Peronosporaceae. Gene Ontology annotation, molecular function: calcium ion binding. The record is from RefSeq and is a predicted model, not a curated record. The coding region runs from base 1 to 1293 and encodes 430 amino acids.
AUGACUGUCAAUCCAGAAGAGUUUGAUGACAUCUUCUCACUCAUCUGUCAAGAUUCACUCGAACAUUUUGCACUUUUCGACUCGUGGGAAGUGGAUGUGACGGAAGUGUUUGCUGUGAUCAUCGUGUACUGCAAUGCGACGAUGGAGGAGAAAGUCCCAUUUCUAUUUGAUCUCUUCGAUUUCGACCAUUCCAAGAUGAUAUCAAAAGACGAACUGGUUCUACUGAUGCUUUGCACGACUAGAGGGCUCUGUAAAGUGGUCGGUAAGCCCAGACCAGCUACAGACGGUCUUGAAGUCCUUGCUACUGACGCUUUCUCGCGCAUUGAUCGGGAUCAGAAUGGCAGAAUUUCACUUGACGAACUUUCUGAGUGGAUAGUACACGAGCGAACAGUGAUGACUUAUCUUGCAAAAUUCGCGAAUACUCGAGUAAUUUACGAGAACCAAGUGCAGUACGACUUGAUGCUGAAGGAACUAUCUACUGCAUUCCUGAAUUUUGCCGAACCGGAAAAAGAUAAACUGAAAUUCCAGUGCUUCGAAGAGAUCUGUGAGGAAAUGAUCCAGCGCUACUUCCCCGCAGCUGGGAAACACGAAAUCAAUUUCUUACUGCAGACAAUGAAGGAAACUAUGCAAAAUACGCGGUCACUCGUAAAAUACGGAGAAAGCAACGUUUCAGACAAUGCGAUCUCCAUGGACGCGUUCUUUCUCGUUCUUUCACCAUUUAUCGCGUUCCUCGCUGCUGACGAUAAUGGAGAACACUCGAUCAAUAUCAAAGAACUAAAAAUUCUGCUUUGGCUUAUGUUUGGGUCGGAACCGAGCUCAAAAAUGGUCGAGAAUUUCAUAAACGCGUUGGAUAGCAACCACGACGGCGCUCUCAACGCGAUGGAGUGGGUCUCGUAUGCUCUUGCGACCAAUAAACAGACCGGAAGCCAGUCAUUCGUCAACCAGAUUCAUCUCCUCUUCGCGACGUCAGACGUCAACGGAGACGCCAUAUUGACUCUACCAGAACUUCAACGUGGUCUGAUUUUUAUUUUCACAGAUCAUUUAGAACCUGUAAACACGCCGUCUAAACCAGAAUCGGCCUGGGAAGAAGUCAAAAGUGUGGAAACUCGACACAAAUCACAGUUUUCUACCAUUUCGAGUCUUGCCACCGAUCUGGUCAAGGAAAUCAUGGGGGAACUCGAUGCAAAUGACACGCGACGUAUCGAAUGGUACGAGUUCCGACAACAUCUCGAGUACCUUGACCGCCGCGUGAUGGAGAUCAAGACUUACAUCCAAACACGCGUUCUAGGUUAA